This is a messenger RNA of Hibiscus syriacus, 573 nucleotides long. RefSeq lists its product as uncharacterized. The transcript has a single exon. The record is from RefSeq and is a predicted model, not a curated record. Bases 1 to 573 code for a protein of 190 amino acids. Lineage: Eukaryota; Viridiplantae; Streptophyta; Magnoliopsida; Malvales; Malvaceae.
AUGGAAGAUCCGAGGAUAAUAUACACUGAGGAAAUAAUUUUCCCGUCGUUACCGUCAUUCACUGAUCAGAAACCGACGCCGGUUGCUGAGAGUGAUCAUGAAAUGAAAUCGUCGGAGGCCUUGAAGGAACAAGUGAAGGAAUUGUUAAAACCGUGGUGCGAGAUGAUUCUAGAACUUGGAAGAGGAUGUAGAGAUGUUUUGCAGCAAACGGAACAAGUGAAGGAAUUUUUGAAAUCGAAAGUUACUGAGGAUUCGUUUAUAGUUCAGAAGCUUGGUGGACCCGUGGCUAAGGUCUCUAGUCAGUUGAAUUUCUUGAAUGAGUUCUUGCCUCAGGAACAUGAUCCUAUUCACGCUUGGCCUGUUAUCUUCUUUGUUUUCAUCCUUGCACUUUCAGCUCUAAAUUUGAAUGGUGCGCAUGAUGUAUCGGCACCACCAGUAAAGAAAGUACUUGUUCAUCCUCCUAGCGCAAGCCGAAUCCAGCUCCCUGAUGGCAGACACUUGACUUAUCGUGCAAUGGGUGUUCCAGUGGACAAAGCUAGAUUUUUCUCUUAUUGCACCGUUAUUUCUACAUAG